This is a messenger RNA of Salvia splendens (bonfire salvia), 1436 nucleotides long. Its product is annotated as solute carrier family 25 member 44. NCBI's taxonomy places the organism in Eukaryota, Viridiplantae, Streptophyta, Magnoliopsida, Lamiales, Lamiaceae. The transcript is spliced from 6 exons. Bases 185 to 1135 code for a protein of 316 amino acids. The record is from RefSeq and is a predicted model, not a curated record.
CUCCACCAACAUCCACAAAAUGCUGACAUAUACCUAUUUUACAAUUAAUUUGAAUUAAAGAAUCGCGAAUCUUAGCUCGUAGAAAGGUCGUUGAAUAAAUUUUCCUCGUUUCCGCCAUGAGACGAUGACUUUGUGCUAACUGUAGAGUUCAUAUAGGAGGAUCUCUUAGUUUUUUUUGGCACUCAUGGAUACAGCCGGAAUUCAGAAGCACUCAUUCGGUCAAACGGAAAUCAACUGGGACAAGCUUCACAAAACUAAAUUCUAUGUUGUUGGAGCUGGAAUUUUUUCUGGAAUUACAGUGGGACUUUAUCCAAUGUCAGUUGUGAAAACCAGGAUGCAAGUAGCGUCACACGAUGCUGUAGAAAGAAAUGCUUUGUCUGUCAUAAAAGGCCUCCUAAAAACAGACGGGAUUCCUGGUUUAUAUAAAGGUUUUGGCACUGUCGUGAUAGGAGCCAUACCUACCAGAAUAAUAUUUCUUACUGCAUUAGAGACAACAAAACUAACUGCACUGAAGAUGUUAGUGCCAUUUAAACUGUCAGAGCCUACACAGGCAGCUGUAGCAAAUGGGGUUGCUGGCCUGAUGGCAUCUUUUUGUUCACAAGCUGUAUUUGUUCCAGUUGAUGUGGUUAGUCAGAAACUGAUGGUGCAAGGAUAUUCAGGCCAUGCAACCUAUACUGGGGGCGUGGAUGUUGUUCGUAAGGUGGUAAAGUCUGAGGGGAUUCGCGGUCUGUAUAGAGGCUUUUGGCUCUCAGUUCUUACAUAUUCUCCAUCCAGUGCAGUCUGGUGGGCAACCUAUGGUGCAAGUCAACGAGUCAUUUGGAGAUUUCUGGAUGAUGGCAAUGCUGCUCCAACCGAAGGAAAAAUUCUUUUGGUUCAAGCUGCCGGAGGAAUUUCUGCUGGUGCAACUUCAACAUGUGUAACAACCCCAUUAGACACCAUUAAAACUCGCUUACAGGUGACUGGGCAUGACAAAAGACCCACUACAAAGCAAGUGGUUAGAAGUUUGAUUGCUGAUGAUGGAUGGAUUGGCUUUUACAGAGGAUUUGGCCCAAGAUUUUUCACCAUGUCAGCUUAUGGAACAUCAAUGAUUCUGGCUUAUGAAUAUUUAAAGCGUGUGUGCGCAAAGGAUGAUUAAAGUUGAAAAUGGAUUCAUUUUUGCUGUAUCAGAGAUUUCUUUUGAAGCAGUCCAUGCAGAGAUAAUAAACAUUAUGGGCAGAUUAAAAUCGUUCAUUUUGGCCCUUCUAUCUAAUCAACCGUUGCCAGCCAAAUAGGAAGUGCAACUUAUACAAUUUUUUUCCAAAUUAUUUGGAACACUCAAGCCACAAUUCUUUAUAGAGUACAAGGAAUUCUUUAGUUGCUAAACUUAGGAAUCUUGGAUUAUGAAACUAUACUCUUGAUAAUAAAAACUGCACUGAAAUGUCAUUUUUUGCUUUUGA